Messenger RNA from Clonostachys rhizophaga, 402 nucleotides. The record is from the annotation of a GenBank genome assembly. NCBI's taxonomy places the organism in Eukaryota, Fungi, Ascomycota, Sordariomycetes, Hypocreales, Bionectriaceae.
AUGACCACCGAAAAUUUUGACGCAAAGUGGGCUGAGCUGCUUAAGACGAUGGCAGAUUUGAAGGAACAGACCAAGGAGUGUAGACAAGAGCUCGAAAAAGCUCAAGCAUUGUCCGAUGAAGCCCUGGCCACGAAACUCACGGCUAUCAAGGCUUCCAAUGACAUCACCAAAGACCAGAUGAAGAUGCUGGAUGGCGAAGAAAAGAAAGUUGAGGCAGCUUAUCAGUCAAUGGCGAAGUUUACAUUCGUGAACGCUUCGGUUGGAACCCACCGAGACAGUGAAAGGAUGGAAUUUGGGGCCAAGAUCACCGAUCUUGGCGCUGAAGUUGAAAUCAAUGACAUGCUUAUCAAGAGCCUGGAAGAUUCUCGUCGAGAAAAGUCAGGCGGAUCCGAGGCAAAAUAG